Caenorhabditis bovis is the source of this 1572-nucleotide messenger RNA. The record is from the annotation of a GenBank genome assembly. Lineage: Eukaryota; Metazoa; Nematoda; Chromadorea; Rhabditida; Rhabditidae.
AUGGCGCCUUAUUGGGUGAAAAAGAGAUUGGAAGAAGAUUGUGCCGGGCCGGCGCCCACUGAUCCUCUUCUUUUAUUAUCCGCAACCAAGAUAAUUCAAAAACUGAAAAAUCGAGAGAUCACGUCGAGUCAAUUAAUCGAAUCAUAUAUUCAACGAAUUGAACAGGUGAACCCUAUUAUCAAUGCGGUCGUUGUCAAAGUGUUUGAUGAUGCGAGGAAACAGGCAAAAGAGGUUGACGAAUUCAUCGCCGAGAGUUCUGAUGAGCAAAUCGCCCAAAAAUUUGAGGCCCAACCAUUAUAUGGUGUUCCUUUCACUAUAAAGGAUUCAAUGGAAGUCACUGGACAUGUAGUGACGAGUGGAUCAUUCUGCAGGAAGGAUGUCAAAUGCGAUAGGACCGCUGAAGCUGUUCAACGGGUUCAAAACGCUGGCGGAAUCCUAUUGGCGAUCACAAAUGUUCCCGAGCUAUGCAUGUGGUACGAAUCGAACAAUACCGUGUAUGGUCGUUCCAAAAAUCCCUACGAUACGCGCCGAAUGACUGGAGGAUCGAGUGGCGGUGAAGGGGCGCUCAUCGGAGCCGCCGGUAGUGUUGUGGGCAUCGGCAGCGACAUUGGCGGUAGUAUUCGCAUUCCGUCGUUGAUGAACGGAAUAUUCGGAUUGAAGCCGACACCUGGAAUUGUUCCCCUUGAAGGUCAUAUUCCAUAUGUGACGAGAUACAAAUCGGAAAUGGGAAGAAUUGGACCAAUGUGUAGAUAUGCUGAGGAUUUGGAGCUUAUGAUGAAGGUUUUGGCUGCUGAAUCGGCUGAGAAAUUGAAUUUUAAAGAGCCAGUGAUUCGGAAUCAAAUUAGAAUCUACUAUAUGGAGGAGAUUCAAAACGUGCAUUUGAUGCAGUCAGUCAGCUACGAGAUGCGUCACGCAAUCAAAAAAUCUGUAGCGGCUCUUGAGCGCAAAUAUGACGUCAUCGCAACAAAAAUUGAUCUACCAUUGACAAGACAUAUCAUGGAUUUUCUGGCGGUUUCCAUGCAUCAAGAUUCGACGGACCCUCCGCUCACGAAAAUGAUGCUUUGCGUUAAUGGAACAAAAGGGCAUGUUAACUGCUAUACGGAGCUGAUCAAGGAGGAGGCGAUCAGAAAACGGGAUCGCCUGGUUCGUCAAGUUCGAGAGCUUCUUGGCGACAACGGAGUUCUUGUGUGCCCUGCCUGGCCAAGCACUGCAAUGUUCCACAAUGAGCCAAUCUUGACAAUGUUCAAUUUGUGCUAUUCUGCCCUCUGGAAUUGUGUGGCUGUUCCAGUGAUUCAAUGCCCAACCGGAUUUGAUUCAAACGGACUCCCGAUUGGUGUGCAAGUUGUUGGAAACCGAUACUCCGAACGCAAUUUGAUUGCGAUUGCAGAAGACCUCGAAGAGGAAUUUAAAGGGUGGACACCACCUAAUCCUUUAAGACAUCGAAGGCAAUUAAUCUAUCGGAAUAUUGUUCAAAAUCCAAUUCUCGGCGGCCCUUCGAUUCUUGGGUGGGGCCAGAUUCCGCAUGUGUUGAGUCCAAUGGCGAUGCCAUCAUUUGCAUUACUUGGAAAAUAA